AUGCUCACUUCUACCGACAGCGAUGCUGAUGAUGAGCGCCCAGCCGGCGCUAAGCCCCGGGUCCCAAGAAAGAUCGCGACCCCAACAAGGCGACGCGCUCUUCCGUUGAAGCCAGCCGACAACUGUCCUGCGAUGAAGGAACCAGCUGCCACGUCCUCUCCCGUCUGCAGCCGAGUUGAUCAGAGCACGGUCAUUGAUCUCUCCCAGUUGAUCACAUCUGACUCCGACUCGUCUGCCGUUGAGGCCUCGCACUCUACAGCUCAGGUCGCACAGCCCCUUCCCGCACAGGGAGAACAUACUGCUCAGAGCAGCCAGCCUGAGCAAAGCAUGACCAACCAUACCACCACGACGGAGCUUGCCCCAUCUCCUGAGAACUCCCAGUCUCAGCACCAGUCGGACCCUGAGUCGGAUGACAUCACGGGCAAACUGAUGGACUAUCUUGAUAGUCAGCUAGAGGCAAUGAAGAAGGAGAAGGAAACCUCGCCAAGCUCUGAUGACAACGAGCCAUUCUCCACCGCCCUCGAGCACCCCCCCAAGAUUGAGCCCCAAGAGGACUCUCGCCCGAUCAAGAAGGAGGUUGUUUCUGGUGCCGAAGGCUCUGACGAUGAUCUUGAUGAGGAUAACCCUACCCUAGUCAAGAUGGAGGACGCCGUCGACUCUGAUUCUUCCGAGCUGUCCGAUACGGGAGAUUUCAAUGAUGAGACGCUCAACACCUCAGUCUCCAGCUUCAACGAGCGACUUGCUGCAUCAUACAAGCUUCAGCCCGUGUACAGUGGCGACAAGCUCUCCGAGACCAGCGAGUCCGGCACUCCUGGAUCUUUCCAGCCUCAUCACCGAGACUCCCUCAUCGGCCUCAAGAGCAUUCUCAAGAGAUCCAAGACGUCUUCGGCGCGCGCGAGUGGCGACGACACCGAGUAUUCCUCUUCCCCCAGCGUUUCGCCCCCUUCACGAUCCAGAGGUGUCAGUUCGUCCCCAACUGAGCGCAUCCAGGGCAGUAAGAAGCAAGCCAAGGCUCUUCGGCCCUCUUCUCGCAAGCUUGCAACAGUCGCCGGUGUUAUCAAGAAGCAAGUACCUUCGAAACUUUUUGUUCGGGCCAGAAGCUGGCUCCCCCCUCGGCCAAACGUCAUCAAGCGAGCCAAGACUCCGAGCCCAAAGCAGCCUCGAGGAUGGAGACUUCAGAAGAAGCAAUUGACUCCGUUGAUCCCGAUCCCACCAGCAAGCCUGGAGCGUGUCAGUGAUGAUUCAACUUCGAGCCAAGAGACUCCUUCAAAGCCCCCAGCCAAGCGACCCUCCGCUACAGUGCAACAGCCUACUCAAGCUGUAACCCGCCACAAGACAUCGGACGCUGAAGCAUCCGGGGAUGAGCGGAAGACGACACCCGAGAAGGCUCAGAAGGCAGUUGAGAAAAAGCAACUCAAGCCCAUCACCCACAGCAGCUUGGUCAAACCACCCCGAGAGAUCAAGUCAGCGAUCAUCCGAGACGGUGUUUCGGAGCACGCAAUCAAGUCCACGGUCGCACGCUUCGAGAAGAAGAUGGCCGAAGGCAAAGGGUUCGCCUACAACAAGACGGACAGCUCCAACAUCAAGUACAACUGGGAGGUCGACUGGGGCACGCCUCUUCCUCAGACGGAGCGCAGUUCACGAGCCUUGGCCGCGGAACUGGAGGAACGUGGCAUCAAGACCGAUCGACAAUACGCCAACUUUUGGUACAACCUCACGAUGAAGUACUCCAACCUCGCCGGUUCGCCCGUGCCACUCUUCACUGCCAAGAAGAAGGCCCUCGAGGACGUUGUCGAGGAGGCGUUGCAGAACGAGAAGCGCAGAAAGCGGAAGGCGCGCAAGGCAAAGAAGAAGAAGCAGCAAGAAGAGAAGAAAAAGCAACCUCAAGGAGUCGAGGCACUCCUCCUCUGUGGAGGAGACGAGACUGACGAGGAGAGCAAGUCGGACGAGUCCAUUGACAUGGAGGCUCUCGUCGCCAAGAUGAAGGCUGACGAGAAGAAGCAGAGGAUGCUAACCGGGGUUGGAACGAGCUGCGGAUAUCUCAAGUGA
Molecule: messenger RNA, 2049 nt
Organism: Fusarium falciforme
Lineage: Eukaryota; Fungi; Ascomycota; Sordariomycetes; Hypocreales; Nectriaceae
Exons: 3
Coding region: 1-2049 (682 amino acids)
Source: RefSeq, a predicted model, not a curated record